Molecule: messenger RNA, 1425 nt
Organism: Camellia sinensis
Lineage: Eukaryota; Viridiplantae; Streptophyta; Magnoliopsida; Ericales; Theaceae
Source: RefSeq, a predicted model, not a curated record
UGACGCCGAAGCCGCACCAACGCAAACAAUGCUUCCACCCAAACCGAAGAGGGUAAAAAAGGCUCAGCCUAAGGCCAAGGCUACAGAUGCCGAGGCUAAGGAUGCUUUGCCGAUUUCGAAGCUAGCUGAAAGCAAAAAAUCAGCCUCUACUUCAACCAAAAGGUCUGCUGAGGGCCAACCCUCAGGGUCUACACAAUCAAAGCGGCCAAGGUCAUCGUCUGCGACGACCUCGGCUUCGAAGAAGUCCGACGUCCCCUGGGCCCCUGAUCUAUCCCUGGAGGAUAGGCCUAUCAUGGCUAGUGAAAGUGCUGAUGAUAUCAACGUUGCUGUCGCCCUUAGCACUGCUCUUCUUCUACCAAAUGACUUUGAGCGAAAUGUCAAGUUUAGUGAGUAUGAAAAUUACGCUCUGAUGCUCCAACACUCUGCUCAAGCCAUUCAGCAUGCCCACUCAUUUUCCAUGCAAGCCUUUGAAAAUCGUCAAAGGUUGGUUGAUAUGAAGAGGGAAGCAUCUUCUAUGAAGAGAGAGAUCAGGUCUCUUGAAGCAAAAAUGAAAAAAUUGGAGGAUCAAGCCGAGGCUGCAACUAAGGUUCAAACUUUAGCUCUUGAGAAGGCCGAAGCUGCUGAGGCCGUUAGAAAGGUUGAUGAGGCCGAGAAAAGAGAGGCCGAGGUUCAGAAGGCCCAAGCGGAGAAAGAAUUACAGCAAGCUUUGGCCACCAAAGAGGCCGAAAUCAAAGAGGCCGAUGAAAAGGCCUAUGCUCAAGGUAUGGCCGACGUCGCAGAAGACUACAAGCUUCAAGUCAGGCAGGCAUGCAACAGGGGAUUUUCCCUUGGUUGGAUGUCCUUGAUAAAGAAGCUUGACCUCCCUGCUGACUCGCCAUUGCGUCAGGCCGACGCUAUUCCGUUACCAUUUCCUCCACCUCCUCCUGAAGGUGAAUCAGAGUCUGAGGCCGAGGCCGUGGAGGAAGAUGAAGAAAAAGAUGAUGGUGAGGCCUUGGUGAGAAAACCCAAGAAUGCUGCCGAAGUCAAGUCCCCUCCACCUGCUGAGCAGGUUAUGGACUUAACUCAAGAUGAGGGGGGUGAUGAUGCUGAGGAAGUGCCCAAGGAGUCUGUCCAAGGGUAUCUAUCAUCUGACCUCCUUCUGACUGAAAGAAGUCUUGACACAACAUUGGCAGAGAUAGAUGCCGAAAUACAAGCGGAGAAAGUGGCCGAGGAGAUUCCACCUGAAUCGUCCGAGAUCCCAGUCCCUGCAGUGGCUAAUGCUGAGGAAUCUUGAAAAAACUGUCCUUUGUACUUUUUUCCUUCUUUUUUCUGUUUUUUUUUUGCGCUUUGUACUUUUUUACAUUCUGGGUAAUGCAAAACUUCUUUCUUUUCACGUGGUUUUAAUAUGUAACUGUAACAAUUCCUCCUCUGGAUGUUUCAAUCUUG